Molecule: messenger RNA, 4321 nt
Organism: Struthio camelus australis
Lineage: Eukaryota; Metazoa; Chordata; Aves; Struthioniformes; Struthionidae
Source: RefSeq, a predicted model, not a curated record
UCUGCGGGCGGCCGCUUUGGGCCUGGGGAGGUUCCCGGGCCCUCGCAGGGCGGUGGGCCCCGGCCCGGCCCCGGCGAGGUGCUGCUCGGUGCGCCUGGAUGAACACAUUUACUGAUCUUUUGUUACAGAGAGAGAUAUAAUGGCGUCUGGGACAGUAAUUAACGCGACUCCUUCGGGAGGAUCAAGUGAUGUUAGCCUGGAGGAACCAAAGAAGAUGACAAGGGAAGACUGGAGGAAAAAGAAGGAGUUGGAAGAACAGAGAAAACUGGGAAACGCGCCUGCGGAAGUGGAUGAAGAAGGAAAAGAUAUCAAUCCUCACAUUCCUCAGUACAUAUCUUCAGUGCCAUGGUACAUAGAUCCUUCUAAAAGACCCACUCUAAAGCACCAGAGACCUCAGCCAGAGAAGCAGAAACAGUAUAGCUCCUCUGGAGAUUGGUACAAACGAGGAGUUCAAGAGCAUGCUGUAGCAACGAAAUAUCGUAAAGGAGCUUGUGAGAACUGUGGUGCAUUGACACACAAAAAGAAAGACUGCAUGGAGAGACCCAGGAAAGUUGGAGCAAAAUACACCGGCAUGAACAUUGCACCAGAUGAACAUGUGCAGCCUCAGCUGAUGUUUGAUUAUGAUGGAAAACGAGAUCGUUGGAAUGGUUAUAACCCAGAAGAGCACAUGAAGAUUGUAGAGGAAUAUUCCAAAGUUGACUUGGCCAAACGUACGCUGAAAGCCCAGAAGCUUCAGGAGGAGUUAGCAUCAGGAAAGCUGGAGCAAGUGAACUCCCCGAGACACCAAUGGGGAGAAGAGGAACCAAAUUCACAGACAGAAAGAGAUCAUAACAGUGAAGAUGAAGAUGAAGAUAAAUAUGCAGAUGACAUUGAUAUGCCUGGACAGAACUUUGACUCUAAAAGACGUAUCACAGUUCGAAAUUUACGUAUUCGUGAAGAUAUUGCAAAAUACCUCAGGAAUCUAGAUCCAAACUCUGCUUAUUAUGAUCCCAAAACAAGAGCAAUGAGGGAGAACCCAUAUGCCAAUACAGGCAAGAAUCCAGACGAAGUUGGUUAUGCAGGUGACAACUUUGUCCGUUACACUGGAGAUACUAUUUCAAUGGCACAGACUCAGUUGUUUGCUUGGGAGGCUUAUGACAAAGGCUCUGAAGUUCAUCUUCAAGCAGACCCUACAAAAUUAGAGCUACUUUAUAAGUCCUUCAAAGUGAAAAAAGAAGAUUUCAAGGCGCAGCAGAAAGAAAGCAUUCUAGAGAAGUAUGGCGGACAAGAACAUCUAGAUGCCCCACCCCCUGAAUUAUUGUUAGCUCAAACAGAAGAUUACGUGGAGUAUUCUAGGCAUGGAACAGUCAUCAAAGGACAAGAGAAAGCCAUUGCUUGCUCUAAAUAUGAAGAGGAUGUAAAGAUCAACAACCACACAUGCAUUUGGGGUUCAUACUGGAAAGAAGGCAAGUGGGGUUACAAGUGCUGCCACUCGUUUGUCAAGUUCUCUUACUGUACAGGAGAAGCUGGGAAAGAAAUUGCUAAUACUGAAGCAAGCUUACCGGAAGACCAACCCAGGGACGAAGAACACCUGACAAAACCCAAAACUCUGAUGGAGAUCCACCAAGAAAAACAGAAAGACAAGAAGAAGAAGAAACACAAGAAGAGCUCAAAUUCCGAUAGUGAGGGUGAAGAGAAAAAGAAACAAGAAAAACUUAAAAAGGCAUUAAAUGCAGAAGAGGCUCGUCUACUCCAUGUUAAAGAAAUCAUGCAGUUAGAUGAGAGGAAGAGACCAUAUAACAGCGUAUAUGAAACCAGGGAGCCAACAGAGGAGGAAAUGGAAGCCUAUAGAAUGAAACGUCAGAGACCUGAUGAUCCCAUGGCCUCUUUUCUUGGGCAGUAAUCAUGGUGAAAAUCAUUCCAAUACACAAGACUUUUUUCAUGCUUGUUUACAAGUCUCUAGAUGCUCGCUUAACUUCCAUGUGUGUAAUAGAUGCCAGAAAUGGCAGAGAGCGCUUCUUUUCUUGUGCCACAGAAGCUGGUGAAAACUUCUUACAGCAGAUAUAAGCAGUACAAUAUGUACAGCAAUUCUAGAGAGUGUGUGUGUGUAUGCACACACACUAUAUAUACAAAUAAAUAUUUUUUUGUAUAUGCAUAUAAUAUAUUCCCCCACUCAGUAAGUUCUCUACUGGAAGAGAAAGGAUCUGAUAGUGGCUGGAGUUCCAAAUUCCAUGGGCCACCUAAUAUCUGCGUGGAGACAUGACAAGUUCAGUAGAACUGACUAACCAAAAGAAAUGGUCAGCAGGUGUCACUGUUAAUAUAGAGCAAAAAUUGUUGAAAAUAAACUUGAUACAGCUUUUGAAGCCUAACCUUUAUUUCUAAAGAGACUUGCCGGUCACAUGGCUUUGAAAGGAAAAAUAGUUUUUCUUGAUCACUUUGUAAUAAGUAUUUUGGAAAUGUAAAAUGUUGCUUUGUACAGUGUUGGUUAAAUUAUUAUAAAGGCCUUAAAUGCUAUACAGUUUUUGGAAUGAGGAGGUUAGGAGAAGCUGACUCUACAAGGCUUUUAAAUUCUACUUCUGUUGAAAUAAAAACCUGUUUCUUCAUCCAUACUUCCACACUUCCUGUGGUGCUGACAUCACUAUGAUAAGACCACCGACAUUUUGGAUAAGCUACACUUAUCUGUGGUGUUUCUGCAGAUAUUGACAUAUAAAUUUCAGCUGCAAACGUCUGAGUUCUUUGGUGUUCUCUCUGCUGUUUAACAGUAUACAUCUUACCCUUAUAACUUCCAAAAUCCUGUCACGUGGUAUAAUGCUGAGUGUCAAGCUAUAAUACCUUAUGAUAGUGUCAUGCAGCAUCUGCUACAUAUUUGGCAAUGCUAGUCCUUUAAAACUAUGAAGUUUCUACUGUAACUACUAAAAGUUAAAGAAAUGGAUGAAAAACUUGACACCAUUGACAUGGCUUUAGAGUUGGAAGAAUUAAGAAUUUCUUCUGUUGUAGCCUAAAGUGUUUUAUUAAAUAUGGCCUUAUAACCAUGUUAAAUGCAAUUGUAUUAACGAUAGGACAAAGAAAACUCCAUUCUGUAAUCCUAUCCUUUCUUAUAAUGAGUAACCUGGUUAUAAUUCCCAUUUUGAAAAUGGCGAAGGAAGUUAAAGUUACCAGAAGCAAAAAAAAAAAAAAAAAAAGUAUGUUUACCUCUUUCUAUCUGUAAAGCUAAUUUCCUUUUAUUACAUUUUUUUCCUGGUCUGCGUCUUCUGUGAUUAUUUUUGUUAUAAAAAUACUAAGUGUAUCUGAGUGUAAUGCUUUGUGUAUUUAAAAACUUAAUAUCCUCUUAGCUCUUGCAAAAAUAUAACCAACUAGCGUGAUAAAAGAUCUAGGAGUGAUAUUGUUAGUAUAACUAAGUGCCAGAAAGGAAAAAGCUUCAAAUAGUGAAAAUCAGCUUUUGCACAUGUUGUUUUUAUAUUUUCACAAACAACAUGGAUUUAGAGAAUCAGGGGGGGGAAAUACUAGGAACACAAUUUUCCUUCCCUUUUACCAGUGUCUCACUCUUAAGUUUCCACAUCAGCUCAUCUCUUGACCUUUCUUGGUUACGGGUAAUUUCAAAGGGGAAGCUGCUCUUUUGCAACAAGUAAUCACAUACAUGAAACAUACCUUUACUUGUCUUAUGUAUGACUUUAAAGCUGCCUUCUUGUGAUAGUGUGUAUUUAAUUUAGUGUACAGAAAUGCUGACAACAGAAAUUUUGCUUUAGUCUGAAACUAUCUGUGAAAUUCUCAGUGACGAUGGACAUUUUUAGGUUAACUAUUUACAGUACUUUGGAAAUCCUCUGUUGUGAUCUGAACGCAAACUAUCCUCAGAAGAUUUUCUGAAUUAGCUGAUUUUUAACUGUGAACUAUUACCCUUCUAAGGCCUGUGACAUUUGAAGUCCUAGCUAGCAGUACCUAUAGCUACGCAAAUGCUAAUUGUUGUGUUAAUUGGUGACAAGCUCAAUUCGAGGGAAGAAGAUAUGUCAAAGGAAUCCAUCUGAACAGUUCUUUGAGCUGUUUGGAUACAUUUCUAAAAGAAGCGAGAGGCUUAAUUCUUUUUAGGGUAAAUGAGGCAAUUCAGAAAUUACACUGAAAAGAGCAAUUUGGAAUGAGGAACAAAUAACUCCAAUCUUGGCAGCCUGUAAGUUCAGAUUUAAACUCUGUUGAUUAUUUUUCUUCUGUGCAAGAGAAAAAUUGGGAGAUUUGAAGAUAUGUUUAUUUUAGAAGCCCAUUGAGCAUGUUCUGUGCUAUUAAACUGUCAGUUCAAAAGCCAGAUCAAAAAAAUCAUUAUAGGAAGAUACGUUUUUUACAAAUAAACAUA